GAACUCAUAUAAUCAGUAAGCGAGUAAUUUGAGUUCGGACCGAACGUACAAUGAAGUUGUCAUGUCUACAUUUUAUUUUAACUCUUUGUUAUGUGAACGCGUACAAAGUUUUACUGUUUUUCCCGUUUCCUAUAAGAAGCAUGGGGAUUUUAGGUGAAGGAUUUGUGAAACACCUCACUGAUGCUGGACAUGAGGUGACAUAUGUUACUUCGGUAGUCACCAAGCGGGACUAUGGCAAGAAUUUCCGACAAAUUGAUGUAAGCAAAAACUUCGCCAUGAUGGGAGAUGACCCAAUGAUGAACAUCACUGUGGUAAUGACUGCAGGAAUAGAAAUGAAUGAUCGUAAAAUGUUGCAGGAGUUUGCUUAUAUAUCUGCCGACCAGACGUUCAAAUAUGAUAAUGUGAGGAAUUUCUUAGAGGAUACGAGUGAGAAAUUCGAUGUUGUGAUUGCGGAUUUAUACGAAACGGAAGUUUAUGCUGGAUUAUCGGUUCUAUACGACUGUCCCAUGAUAUGGAGUUACUCCAUGGGCGCUCACUGGCAGGUUCUUCGUUUGAUCGAUGAACGAUCAAACCCAUCCUAUACAUCUGACUAUUUGUCUGGUAAUAUAGCCCCGUUGAGUUUCCAGCAAAGGCUGCAAGAGCUAUGGGCUCAGAUCGAGGGUAGUUGGUCCAAAAGUUCUCAUCUACAACCAAAGGAAGAAAAACUUUAUGAAGAUAUCUUCAGGCCACUUCUAAAUAAGCGUGGCAGAACAUUACCAGAUUACCAGGAAGUAUUAUAUAAUUCAUCAUUCAUAUUCGCUAAUGAGCACCAUGCAUUUGGUACAGUGCCGAGUAUACCACUGAAUUUCAAGUUAAUCGGAGGACUACAUAUAGACUCGCCGAUUAAACCAUUGCCUCAGGAUCUACAGUCUCUUAUGGACAAGUCAACAAAUGGAGUAAUAUACUUCAGCAUGGGCUCAACUUGGCAAAGUAAAUAUAUUCCCAAGCAAGUGACUGAAGCUUUACUCAAAACAUUUUCAGAGUUCAAACAAACUGUCAUUUGGAAGUAUGAAGCGGAAUUGGCAAAUCUGCCAAAGAACGUUCAUAUAUUGAAAUGGGCUCCACAGCCUAGUAUAUUAGCUCACCCUAACUGCAAAAUAUUCAUAUCGCACGGAGGUCAACUUUCUUCGACUGAAGCCAUCCAUUUUGGUGUGGCUACCAUUGGGGUUCCUAUAUUUUUUGACCAGUUUGUCAACAUCAAAAAGGCUGUGAAUAAAGGAUAUGCGAUCAAAGUACCCCUUACAUUCAAUUUGGCUGAAGAUCUUAAAGUUGCCAUCGAAACUAUGCUGGCUGAUCCAAGUUACAACCUUCGAGCUAAGGAAUUAUCAGCAAUUUACCACGAUAGACCUGUCUCUCCAGCUAAAGAACUAGUACAUUGGGUGGAACAUGUGGUCAAAACUGGUGGUGCCAUGCAUCUGCGUUCCCCAUCAGUCUAUGUAAAGUGGUAUCAGAAGAUUUACCUGGAUUUUGUUGCAUUGGUGUCAGCUGUUGUUGGUUUGUUAGCGUAUAUUUUAAAAGCACUUACAAGUAACCUGAAAAAGGCUAAGAAGGUGAAGAAAAACUGAUAUUUGAUGACCAUUAAGAACCUAUUUCAGCAAAUAUUCUCAUAACAAUUAUGGAGAGAAGCCCAGCCUUUGAUUACGAUCUUGGAUAGGUUAGUAAAGUCAAGUUUUUACUUGAAAUUACUCACACGUGCAAAUCCAAUUCAAGGCGAUAGUAUACAGAUAAUAUUUAAAGAAAAAGUUCCAACAAAAUUAUAUCCCUAAUUUGGCAGUAUUUCGCUAACGCGGUGCCAGAAUCAGUAGCGGACUAAAUGUGGUUCUAUAUAAAAGUGAAGAUAUAAAGAUGAAAUAAGAGUAAGUUUUUAAUUUAUAAUUGAAUCACAUUUCAAUAUUUACUAAUUUUAUAAAUGCGAAAAUCUGUCUGUCUGUUCAGCUUUCACAGCUAAGCAGCUGGAUCGAUUGGAAUGAAAUUCGGUAUAAAUAUAGUUAAAACCCGUGUUCUCACAUAGAAUACUUUAAAAAACUCUAAAAUUCUUAAAUGGGUGGUGAAAGUUCGUAUGAAAAUCAAUAAUGCUACCAAACUUCGCACGGUUGUGCGAAGCCGGGGCGGGUCUUUAGUAUUUUAAUAAAAUACAAAUAAAACUUGCAAAGUACAUGCAAUUUUACAGUCAAAGCGAGCACAUUCACCCGUGUAUUUGAAAUUGCAUUUUUCAUAUGAGAAGGAACAAUCCGCCUACGGUAUUCACAGGUGACGGUUGUUAUAUAAAAGCCAAGUCAGAGCUACUCGCAGGUAAGCAGAUAGACGCGAUUUAUGUAUUUCAUAUCCCCUACCAUGUGAACUUCAUAUUAUGACACACACACAGAUUAUAAACUUACAAAUUUAUUUGUAGUACUCAAUAGGAAAAUAGAGUGAGUGGGUGAGUCAGGUCAGGCGAGUCGUGGCAUGUUAGCGCCACUGGACAAAAUACCUGACUCACAUAACACACACAUGCAAUACAUUAUUUAAGGAACUAAUAAACUUGCCUAAGUUUUAUGCCCUGUAGUUCCGGCACUUAAAAUAGGACCAUUUCAUCACUUUCCUGUUUCGUUUACGUUUACUCUAUAACGUUUCACUCAUACUUUUCUCACCACACUAAUCGAAAACCCUUAGUAGGAGCUGCUCACUUUACUAUUCUGAUAACGAGGUGAGCCACUCCUCUUUACAACUCACAGCUUUUACCUGCGGAUAAUUCAAACACUUAACGCGAAAUGAAGCUAAGAGAUUAGCGGCUUUAAUGGACACCCCAAUUUAGUGAAUCGCUUUAGAGGCGUUGAAAUAUUUUAGCAGACAUUAUGAUAUGAGAUAGCUUAUAUUGGGCGGUUGAACAGUCAAGGUACACUCAUUUGAAAAAUACACGAAUUAACACACAGGCUCAAAAUCUAUCAUGAUGUGACGACAUCACUAACGUCACAUGCCAUCAACCAAUGACAGCGAAGAUUCGUAAUAACGCAAGCAAAGAUUUCACGGAUUGGAGCAUAAUAAAUACAAUUUCCUCAAUAUGGUUAGAGUCGGAGUUCCCAAGACAGAACACUUAGCUCGGCGGAAGAUCUUCCCAGGCUCAAUUUAUUGCGAGAGAAGUUGAAUGUCAUAUAAUACGUACAAACAUAUAAUCACGGCCAUAUCCCUUCCGGGUUUGACAGUCUUAAUUUUAGACAUUAUCGCCAUGAUAUUGAAAAUAGCAUGCGAAUAACCGCGGCUUCGCGAGCAUUCUAUCGGCGUCGGCGCAAUGUCGUUAGUUAUAUCAAAUUUUAAUUUUAUAGUUUAGUACUAUAAAUACAAAUUCCAAUGCAGUCAGAGCAACAAAGUGUUAUAAUAUAAUGACGAUAUUUUUAUAUUUCAUUUUCCGUCACGUCCAUUUCAAAUGUAUUGCCUUCAACCCAAAAGGGGCCGUGACACUCAUAAAAUUCACGUCCUUUUAAUAUUAGUUUAGACCCUGCGAUAUGUAAAUGAUAACAGGGUUUGGUCCAAUGGGGAAAAAUGACAAAUUCAGCUUGUUUUGUGCUCAGUCGUGUAAGAAAUCAGAAAAUCGAAAUUCCUUUCAUGUUAGGGUCUUUGUUAAAUGAGCUAUGAAUACAGAAGAUUAUACGGGCACACUGUCACACCGUUCAGAUUUUAAUUUAAAUAAUAAUUAAAAAAAUAUUUUAUUA
Molecule: messenger RNA, 3728 nt
Organism: Amyelois transitella
Lineage: Eukaryota; Metazoa; Arthropoda; Insecta; Lepidoptera; Pyralidae
Product: UDP-glucosyltransferase 2
Exons: 8
Coding region: 51-1604 (517 amino acids)
Molecular function (GO): UDP-glycosyltransferase activity
Source: RefSeq, a predicted model, not a curated record